AUGGAAAGAGCAAGGGCUGCCCUCGCCGUCGCCGCGCUGGUGGCGGCCUCUUCCGCCGUCUCGGCCUCGGCGCUCGCGGGCAGCCCGGCCUGGCGCGCCGGCGCGCUGCUGGCGGGAGCGGAGUUCGCGGCGGCGGGGCAGGUAGACGAGUCUGAAGGCGCCGCUGGGCGCUGGUGGCUCGGGCCGUGGAGGAACAAAAUGCGUGGCGCGCCCGACGUCGGGCUCAAGGACCAACGACGCCUUGACGAUGGCACGACGACGCGCGAUGCAGUGUGUACAGUAGCUCGCCCUCGCGCUUCGCCAGAAACCGUGUCGGUACCACGCAGGGGUUGCAAUCCUUUCAAUGAUAAGGUGACAUGCGCAGCAGGCGAAUAUGCGGCCACACACUGCGAGUGCGAAACAUGCUCCGCUGGCACGUACUCGGCGGAGGGAGCCGACGAGUGCACGCCGUGCGACGCCGGCACGUACGCCGGGGCUGCGGCCGGCUCGUGCACGUCCUGUCCCGCGGGCACGUAUGCGGCGGCGGGAGCCGACUUGUGCACGACUUGUCCCGCGGGCACGUAUUCAGGGGUCGGGGCAAGUUCGUGCACGCAGUGCGACGCCGGGUCGUUUUCGGCCGCAGGACAGGGCGACGAUGCGUUUAGAGGCGCGGAGAUCAAUUUGGAGGCAGCUAUAGAAAGCAGCAGCUCGGAGUGCUCCGUUACGGGUGACGGCGAGCUCUUGCUGACGGGAAAUGAUGGAUGUUCGCUCGACGUGCCGAUCACCUGGAACUUUGAAGGCUCCCUUGUCGUCGAGUUCGAGACGAAGGGCUGCCUCGAUGAGGAAUGUGACCCAGUCGGGUCGGCCACUGCGCCGCAUUGGUUCUUCGAGCCGUUCCGUACUGCAUUAGGCUCGACGGGUCGCGAGCCGCCCGAUCUUUGGUGGCUCUCAAAUGGUGAUGGCCUUGGCGACUACCAGUGGGAUAACUCUGCGACAGACAGGACCAACUACGGUCCAAACGGACUGGAUCCUACACAGUGGCACACGUGGCGCUUUGUUUUUGCGGCGAGGGAAAACUGCGUGUACCUGGACGAGUGGACGGUCGACGGCGCGGAGAUCAUCACGUUUACCCGCUCUUAUUGUUCCGCGUUCGGCAAGACAACGUACCUCGGACUAGCUACAUGGGGGGGCACCUACGCGUAUCUACGCCGAUUUGCCUCGGGAAUCGUUGGUCCGCAUGGGCCGUGCACGCAGUGUCCCGCCGGUACGUUCGUUGAGCCAGGGCAAGGCCAGUGCACGCUCUGUCCCGCGGGAACGUACUCGGUGGGAGGCGCCACCGAAUGCACAAAGUGCGGCGAGCCUCGCCGCACACUUUGGACGCAAAUAACAUCGGGGGACUACUCGUGGGAAGGACAGAAGGCGACGUGCGCGGCGCUCGGACUUUCGCUCGCAACGUACAGCGACCUAUGUCCAAACGGGGAAGACCCCUCGCGGACAGGUGCGGUCGACCAGACCGACGCUUGGAUUCCCUACUCUUCGGAUUGCAAUGCUGAAGCACCUAUCAAGGCUCCGGUCAACCUCGCCUCUGCUAUCGGCAGCACCUCGGGGUGCUCCGUCACGGCGGGCGAGCUCUCAGUGAAGACCCUCGGGGCAUGCUCGCUCGACGUUCCCGUCACGUGGAACGAAGGCUCCCUCGUCGUCGAGUUCGAGACCCGCGGUUGCUACGAGGCCGACUGUACGACACCCGUGACUGGACAGCAGUCGAGCAUAACGCCGCAUUGGUUCUUCGAGCCGUUUCGUUCGUCGUUGGGCUCGACGGGUCGGGAGACACCUGAUCUUUGGUGGAUCUCUGAUGGAGGGAGGUAUGGCCUUGGCGACUAUCAGUGGGAUAACUCUGCGACAGACCAGACGUGGUACGGUCCGGCAGACGUGGCAGACCCAACGCAGUGGCACACGUGGCGCUUGGUCUUUGCGACGAGGAACAAUUGUGUGUACCUGGAUGCGUGGACGGUCGACGGCGUGGAUGUCCUUACGUCUAGCAGAUCUUAUUGUUCCGCAUUUGGGACGACGACUUACCUCGGCUUUAUGGCAUACAGCAACACCUACGCGUACGUGAGGGGCUUCUCGACAACUAGCUCUUUCGAAGUCAACGACAACCAAUGGCUCCAAAUGGGCUCACUGGAAUCCGGGUACACUUUUUGCGCCACGCACCACGCUACCGGCUGCGACGGCAUUCCAACUAUCGCAGUUUCUAACCCAUGGUGGGGCACUGGUUCAUCGAAGCAAACUUUCCAGUUUGAUAAGGUGAUGUGCGUGGAGGACGUCUGGGACCAGAGCCUCUGGGACGUGGAACAGAGCGGCAUAACAAGUGGGGAUAAGUGCGAGUGCGCCCUGAGCAGGACCGGUACGAACUGCGAGCAGGAGACCUGCGCGACCACUACGCCGGCGGUGUCGCUCGGCUUCCUCCUUUUGGAGGUGCAGUGGCCGCGGCACGCGCGAAUGCUCUCGAGAAACGAAGCCUUCUCGGGCAUCUCGGCCGCGUUCCGCGCGUUCGACGCGAACUCGGACAAUCGUCUGAGCGUCGACGAGGCACGGCAUGCGCUGCGGGACGGCGGCAUGGCGGUUCCUUUUGAGGUGUCCCACGUUUGGUCCCGCGUGGAAAACGGGGCGCGCGUGGAAAUCCACGAGGCUGCUGACUCCUGCGCCGAGGACUGCUCCGUAGAAGGCCAGUACUGUCCCUCGAGCGGUAAAUGCUGCGUUGGUUCGACGUGGGUGGCAGCAGAAACGUGCAGGGGUGACGUGACUAUUACGGACAUGAUCCAGGACGAGCUCGCGCGGUUGGAGGCGCAGGGCACGAAGGAAUUCUACGAACGUUCGAUGAGCGCCGGCGCAAUCGAUACAAUGACGGCGACCUAUCCCAAUCCGCUCACUACGGAGGAUGAGUGUGAGGACCAGCACGAGGAGCAACCGCUCCUUGAGUGGACCGUCGACCGCGGCGACAACACCAUCUUCCAGCAGUGUGCCUUCUUUAACGGUGAGGCGCCCUCUCGGGACACGGAGCUCGAUCUAGAGGCGUCCAUCGGCACCAGCUCGGGGUGCUCCGUCACGAGUGACGGCGAGCUCUUGCUUACGGGCAAUGAUGGAUGUUCGCUCGACGUGCCGGUCACGUGGGACUUCGAAGGCUCCCUCGUCGUCGAGUUCGAGACCCGCGGCUGCCGCGAGGAAGCCUGUACGACUUCCGUGACCGGAGGCCAGACGAACAUUUUACCGCAUUGGUUCUUCGAGCCGUUCCGUUCGUCGUUAGGCUCGACGGGCCGCGAGCAGCCUGAUCUCUGGUGGAUCUCAGAUACAGCUACCUAUGGCCUUGGUGACUAUUCUUGGGAUGACUCUGCGACAGACAGGACUAACUACGGCCCAAACAACGUGGCAGACCCGACGCAGUGGCACACGUGGCGCAUUGUUUUUACGACGAGGAACAAUUGUGUGUACCUAGAUGCUUGGUCGGUCGACGGCGUAGAUGUCCUUACGGCCACUCGCAAGUAUUGUUCCGCGUAUGGCAAAACAACAUACCUCGGACUAGCCACAUACGGCGGCACCUACGCGUAUCUACGCCGAUUCUUCUCAAAAAGCAGCAACAUUCUCGCCAAUCUAGACGAGUACGUCUCGAGCGGGAGAAGCAAUGUCGAUUCUACGGACUGCAGCGGGACAGACGGAGCUCAAGUCUGCGAAUUCGAGUUCUAUCUGCCAGACUCCUACCAGGUCAAAAGCUACCACCAGCAAGCGGCUAUUGCGGCUCCGGUCAACCUCGCCUCUGCUAUCGGCAGCACCUCGGGGUGCUCCGUCACGGCGAGCGAGCUCUCAGUGAAGACCCUCGGGGCAUGCUCGCUCGACGUUCCCGUCACAUGGGACUUCGAAGGCUCCCUCGUCGUCGAGUUCGAGACCCGCGGUUGCUACGAGGCCGACUGUACGACACCCGUGACUGGACAGCAGUCGAGCAUAACGCCGCAUUGGUUCUUCGAGCCGUUUCGUUCGUCGUUGGGCUCGACGGGUCGGGAGACACCUGAUCUUUGGUGGAUCUCUGAUGGAGGGAGGUAUGGCCUUGGCGACUAUCAGUGGGAUAACUCUGUGGCAGGCCAGACGUGGUACGGUCCGGCAGACGUGACAGACCCAACGCAGUGGCACACGUGGCGCUUGGUCUUUGCGACGAGGAACAAUUGUGUGUACCUGGAUGCGUGGACGGUCGACGGCGUGGAUGUCCUUACGUCUAGCAGAUCUUAUUGUUCCGCAUUUGGGACGACGACUUACCUCGGCUUUAUGGCAUACAGCAACACCUACGCGUACGUGAGGGGCUUCUCGACAACUAGCUCUUUCGAAGUCCUGCCCAUCAGCAAGCAGAGCUACUGCGUCGAGACGAAGUUUUGCCCCAGCGGCACUGCGGUCUGCGACGCGACUCUCGCCGACCCAGCUCUCACGGUCACGCGCUGCACGACCGGCCUUCAGUACGACGGGACGCCUGCAGAUAUUUUUCCGCGCAUGCUGGGCAACGAAGGCGUGUCCAUCAGCUGGCUCGACACGUCGACAGUCGCGACGGGCUACCGCGUCUACAAGUACGAUGCUUCUGUGCCGUUCGCCACGGACACGUCGGCCCGGCUCCUGAAGGAGAUCUCCACUUCUGCAUGCGGUCUCACGCACAACUAUAUAGAUUUCCGCGACGUGACGACCGGUUCGGAGCCGGGCCUACAAGUGGGCUACGCAAUCGUGCCGCUCGACGACGCCGGCAAAGAGGUCAAGGACAAGGCCGGCGUGAGCGGGGGCAGCUCCGCGUCGUUGUCCUCCGAGAGGCGCCGACGACUCAGUUCUUCGUCGGCGUCGGCCUCGUCCACGACAAGUGGCUUUAUUGUGACGUGGUUUGGCGAUAUCCGGGUGAAGGUGGAAGCCGAGGGCGGCGGGCCAGUCGAGGACGUUACCGUGAAGGUUGCCCACUUGGUCAACAACGCUAUCGACCAGAAUUAUCAGAUGGGCUUCGUCACUGCGCAAACGGACGAGUACGGGGAAGCGCUGCUAAAUAUUCGCGUCGAAGAUACGUCGUGGACUACCCUCACGCAGCACUUCCGCGUGGAGGUCGAGAAGACGUCAAAGAACGCGAACAAUGUCGAUGUAAUUCACGGCUUCUCGCCCCCUUCCAAGGACUUGUCCGUGAAGCACCUCGGCGAGACCACCUUUGAGUUCACUGACACGACGGUCAACAUCAUCUCCGGUACCGUCUCGCACGCCGGCCUUGACGCCAAUUACUUCGCCGCCGACUGUCCACACACGAAGAGCGAGGACUCCAGCGAGUGCAUGUGCCCCGUCGACGGCGCGAAGGUGUUCAUCAUACGCGCAUCUGGAGACCACGAAGAAGUGACAGUAAAUGACGGAAGGUUCGCGACUGCAGUUCUCGAGGACGAGCAGGUGACGCUCUACCUGGGCAGAUACUACGGCGUUGGUGUGAAUUCGGACUGCGAGAAAGUCGAAAGCCGAGACUAUGACCCAGAUGAUAGUAGCCUCGGGAAACUUCACUGCAUCGAGCUGCCGGACAAAUCCCUAGUCGACGUUGUCGCGGUGACAGGUACUCCGACCUGUGAUCACACCGACGUUAAUUCUUGUCCCGCUGGCUACGACAUCUGGGUCCCCCGGAGCUACGAGCACGCAAAGGCGAUCUGGGAUGAUACGAACAUUAAUAGCAAUUUCAAAAAACUCGUCGGCGUGUACCGCGAGCAGGAUGGGGCUCAUUCCGAAGCCAUUACAUAUGCGAUGAACAGCGACGACUCGGGAGCCGUCGCCGCCGGCUGGCGGAGCGUCGCAGGGUCGCCGUGGUUCCUGCGAGAAGCUGAGGCAUCAGGAUACUACACUGAGCCGGACGGCGGGACAUCUGCAGGGAACUACCAGGCGGGCUCCUGGAUCACUAUCACGGGUUGGGAUGAUACUCUAGGGUUUCAGUUUGACGACGCUCCGAUUUUGCCGGGCCAGAGUCCGGAACAGUGUUUCACCGACUACCUCUGUAGCCGCGUGAGCCUCCACGCGUUCUCGGUCACCCAGGAAUCGGGGGACUCCCUGAUUAGCAAGCAGGACGGCGUCUUGCCGAGCUUUACGUACAUGGCGACCCAAGACGCCGUGGUGCACUUCGUCGACGAUAGUAUCCGGAGCCUCUCUGCCAGGCUCGUCCACGGCGCAGCCCCGGCCCCGGCAUCCUACGUGAACGGCCUGCCGGUGGUCGCGAGCGUAGCGCGCUGCGGCUGGGAGAAACCAGUUUGGACGCUGGGGGGCGUCGCCGACUUUGGCAAUGUCGGGGCCGCCGCGGUCAAGGUUCGCACGCUUGGCGCGGACGAGGUCGACAACUCGGCGUACUACUACCCGCUCAGUGAUCUGUCUAAUGCUGGCCAGGAGUUAGCGGUCCCCGACUGCGAUGAGGAUACGCUAUCUCGCGACGACAUGGUCGGAACACUCUUCGUGACCGAUGCCAGUGGCACCCAGAGUACUGAAGAUAUUAUGCUCCGCGGCUGCCGCGCGAAGAUCCCCGAGGUGCGAGAGUGCGGCGAAGGUGAAACUCCCGCCAAUAAAAAGUGCCAGACCGAGAGGCUUCCCUGUGCAACCAUGGACCACACCUACGUGGACGAGCUGCCGGUGACUCGAAACUUUGACAAGGACCUCUCGGACCUUACCAACCUCGAGCCGGUUGACUUCGAGAUCAUUUCGCCGCUCUGCCUGGACUCUGUAACUGUGUCGUCAAGCGGAAAAGCAGCCGAUGCGGUGACCGAUUUGAUUGUCCAGAAGCUCAUCGACCCUGGUGUAGACAAUGCCGGAAAACCACUUCUCCGGGAUACCGCUGCUUACCCUAUAGACGGCCCGGAGAGCAUGCUGCUCCUGUCGGAAUUACCCGAGCCCGAGGAGGAUGGACUGUAUGGCAAAGCUUGCACCACGAACACGGGCGCAAUCUUCCGCGAGGGCGACGCUGUGGAGCUAGAGUUCAAGCUCGUGGAGCGCGAGCCCACGUGUCCAGGCAGCGGUCUUUAUCCGUGGGAUAUAUGUAGCAGCUACAAUGACGUUUCCCUGCCGGCGCAUGAUAGCCUACCGACGGACCGCCAGAUCAAGAUUCGAGUCGCCGACGGUGUCAGCGGAAUCGGGGACAGCGGCGAAUAUGCUGGAACCGCGACAUUAAAACACACCAUGACGGCGGGCAAGCCGAACCCGUUCGCGCCGUUCUCGCACGAGCUGAGCGUGGAGUUUACUCGGGCGUUCGACAACGCCAAGAUUCUGUUCGUGCGCCACGUGCUGGUUGUUGGGUCGAUUCCAGAAGAGGUGCCGCAGGUCUGGACAGCAGCCACGAAUCCGACGCUGAUUUUCUCGAUCAUCCGCGACCCGCCGGGCGGCGAGUCGACGGCCACACUUGUCGAAGGCUCCACCAUCUCGACGUCCAUGGCCAUCGAAGGCGCGCACGCCGCCCAGCUGGAAGACUCUUUUGAGUUUGGCGCUUCGGUUGGCGCUGGAGUCGCUGUGAAAGGAGGAUUGGGCGUCGGGGCGUUUGUGAUUAAAAACGUUGCCUCAGUUGGCCUUAACGCCGGCUUUUCCUACGCGCACACGCCCACGGACGUGACCGUCUCGCGUUCAACUUCGCGGCAUUUCGACAUCGGCAUCAGUUUCUCCGUCAGCAUCAGCACGUCCGACUCGCCCUACAUCGCGGGCCAGCCGUCCGACGUGAUCAUCGGCGGCGGCGCGAACCUGCGCUUCAUCUCGGCCAUCGAGAUCUAUGCGAAGGUGGAUCCCGACGUUACUGGCGGCCUCUGUCUUGGCGGCCUCACUGCCCUGGAGUUCCUACCCGAGCAGAUCAGCACGUGGGUCAUGAGCGUCUACGAGAUCGAGAAGACGAUCGAGCGCAUCGGUGCGGCGCUGACCGAUCCGAACACAAAGAUCGAGGCGAAGGGCGGCGGGCCCGACCCGCGCGACGACCUCGUAAAGCAGAUCGAGAACUGGCGGACCGUGCUCGCGAACUACAGAGCCGCGACAAUCAAGGACCAGGCGCUGUCAGUCGCCGAGCAGCUCAAGGACGAGUUGGACAUCAUCCACGAAAACUUUCAAAGCUUUCUACAGGCUGCAACCACGGGUGGUUUUGAGGCAGAUCAGUUCUCUGACUUUUUGUCACAUGGUCUAAACGAACUUGAAAAGCACAAGUUAAUCUACCAUCGGGAGCAGAAUAAUCUGGGACCGGUGGGCGAUACAGCGCUAAGCGAUGCGGAAACGAUGGAGGAUGUCGCGGACCGCCCUCGGCUAGAGCUCUACGAGAACGACGUUUUGGACCGAGUUAAUUCUGUAUAUAGCGACUGCAUCGCUAGCGUUGAACUCGCGGAGCCCGGCGGAGGGGCCCGGCUGUGCAGUGUCUACAAGGAGAUCCAUGAGAAGCUCGAGCUCAAGUCUUCACUGUUCGGCAUUUGCGACUUAAAGGACGGACUGAACGCGGUAGAAGCGUUCUGCACAGUGCUUUUGAAUUCAAUCAUUUUCUUCGCGGGCCCAUUCGACCUCAGGUUUGAUCUUCGCACAGGUUCUGCAAGAAAGGCCCAUAUCGGGCGGAUACGGGCAACUACGAGGACAUCAGCGCUUUCGACGCGCUAUCCGACACCACGCACUUCAUCACGUUCUCUGGGACCACGGGCAUCGAACUCAGCUGGGAUGUCUCGCAGUCUCGCGGCCAGGAACUCUCUUCGACGCACGACGGGGCCGUCAACGACGCAAUAGGCGGGAGCCUUGGGUUCGGUGCCAAUAUCGGGCGGCGGCGCCUAGAGGCCACCGAUAAAGGCGUGCCCGGCUAUGCCUACCCUACGACUGGAAAAGUGCUGGCCGUGUCCAAAAAGCUGCUGGAGGUGACGCCGGAGGCGCUCGAGGAGAGGCGGCGGCUAAAGGACAAGCUUGAUGUAGCCGCUGUAAAUGCGGCUGCGAACAAGAUGAAUGAACCCGACGACAGCAACCCAUGCCGUCGGCGCUUGACCAAAAUGUCCGACGAAGGAGGCCGUCGCCUCGGCAUCACGGCGUGCGCCGAUUUCGAAGGCGGGACAUCCUCUUCAUUCGAGGUAUCGUUGGGACGCGCCGCGAACAAGGAGGCCGAGCACACGCACUCCGUCGCCGUCUCCCUGAAGGACGGAAACGCGCAGGACGUCUUCGCCGUGAAGAUUUCGCAGGACUCCACCUACGGCACACCCAUAUUCACGACAAUGGGAGGCCGCUCGUCGUGCCCCGGCGAGACGGCCACGACGCGGCGCGACUCGCGCGUGACGAUCAAGGAGAUCAAGCCUCUGUGUGUCUCCGAUGCUGAUAUCAAAGAAAGCGCCGAUACUGGCGAGGCCCUUUGCAAAAGCAAGCUGACGUGCGAGUGCAAAGAUCUCGAGCCCGGCCAGGACGCCAUUAUCUCCGUGGUGCUCCAAAAUCUCUCGCCCUGGGUGACGAGCGUGAGAUACUUGCUCCGCGCGGUGAACGGCGCCUCGACGGCGUGGGAUUCGGGCAAGUACGCCCGGCUUGUUGAAGAGGCGUGCCCCCCCGGCGACCUCGGUUCCUUGCUGAUCAACCCUCUUGGCUCCGAUUCCGGUGACCUCCGCAACGGCGCUGGCGAAGAACUCGCGCCGCUUCCCUACGGCCAGUCCGAGAUUCGGCUUCUCGUGUCUCGACGCGACUUCACGCCGCAGUGCCGCUCGUACUCAGACCUCGAGCUCGAGCUCGUUGCGGUGUGCGAGGACACGGACUGGGCCAACAAUCAGGACGUGUACCAGUACCAGGCGCACAUGGAUCCUGAGAAUGGCGCUGUUAGCGUGGUCCACCCGAAGUUUGUCGGGCGGCCCGUCGGUUUGGACCCCGGCAUCACCUUAGUUGCUGAAUGUGCUGACGAAGAUUCGGCUGGAACAGACUGUCCUGCCGCGGGCAUCGUUGAUCUUGAUGGCAUCGUUGCUACUACUGGUGCCGGCGCAGGCACCACUCCCGCUUCCACGUAUCAUGGCGACGGUAAAUGGUGCUACUCGGACCUGAACCUGGCCGUGGACUGCACGCUGUCUCCAGCGAGUUGCUGGUCGAAGUGUAAUGAAAAAAUCGAGGUCCUUAACAAGAUCGAGAAGGUUCCCUCGAUGGAGUCUGCAGCCGCGCAAGGCUGCCCGAUCUCGUUCAUACAACAGACGGAUGACAAGGGUGAGGAGUUUAAGUGCUCGCCAGUCGACGGGCCCUUUGAGCUCAAGGCGAUCGACUGGGAGGAGGUGACCGGGCAAUGCCGCUGCCAGAACGGCUGCGAUUGCCUGGUGGACGACUUAGUGACUUACGACGUCACCAAACCCGCAGACCACAAAGACUACAAGACGCGCCAAACGACCACCCACCUCCUCACGAAGAAGGAUGAUCUAACAUUUCCAGAAAAAGAGAAAGAAGAGGACGAUCAUGUCAGCUUCGCUCCAACCGCCAUGCCCACGGAACGGGAACAGUUGUUGGCGAAGGACCCAUGGGCCCCAUACAAACACUGUGACCUCUACACUUUCACGGACGCGUCGAAGGCCAACGGCCCCGACACGUCUAGGAAGACCUUCGACGUGUCCUGGAAGGAAGGUGCUGGCGAAAAAGACCAGCUCGCUCAACUACUCGAGAAUCAACAAGAGCUAUUCGAAAUGGUCCGACAAAUGCAAGAAGAAAACGAGGAAACGGCGGCGGCGUCGGGCAGCGGGCUGGCCGUCGGCGCGGUAUUCUUGCUGGCCGUCGCCGCCAUCGGUUACUACAUGUACCAUCGCCACCAUCAGAAAAUUGCUCAGGUCGAGAUGGCUCAGAGACAGCCGACGUGGGACGACGCCGCCCGGGCCAACUACGACGCCAUCGACGUCGAGACUCACGAAACGAACAAAGAAGACCAGGACACCUUCGAAAGGAACGUCGAGGUCGACGUCGAGCUCGAGGUCCAAAAGGCGCCGCCACAGCCCUCCGCCUAUCCGGGCGGCCAGUCUCUGCCCCCGUGGCCGUACCCCGAGACGAGACCGACGCCGGCGUCCUACGACCCGGCCUGCAUUCUCAAGGUGUCGUGGCCGCGCGACGCCGCCCGGCCGACGGAGGACACGCUGCGCGAGACCUUCGCGGCGCUCGCGCCCGUGCUCAACGUCGGUCUCGGCAGCGGCAACGCCGCGAUGGUGGUGUUCAAGGACGCCGCCGGCGCGCGCGCGGCCGAGGCCGCCUACGACGGGCCGUGGCGGACCGCGCCCGCCAAGCCCCCCGCGGCCGCCGCUGAUCAGCCGCCGCCGCCGCCCAAGACGGGCGAGGUGUGAUGGCCUCCUUAUAAGCUCGCUGGACUCCCCUCGUUGUAUCGCCACGGUACAUCGGCAAACAGCGACUCCCUUUCCCCAUCAGCUCCCGUUGCACCCGGGCCGCCCCCGGUGUAGUAUCCCCUAGUAUAAAGAGAUUAACAGUUUC
Messenger RNA from Pelagomonas calceolata, 11439 nucleotides. The record is from the annotation of a GenBank genome assembly. Lineage: Eukaryota; Pelagophyceae; Pelagomonadales; Pelagomonadaceae.